AUGCUGCGCUCCCCGGUCCUGUGGCUGGUUUCAGCCACCUGUGCCCUGGCCUUGGCCUCUACAGAGCAGCCCGGCGACAGAGCCCCCGUCAGAGGCGCCCCCUACGGGCUGGAACCGGUGUGCGGAGCUCCUGGGGCCCCGGAGCCCCCCCUCUGCUUUGACCCCUGCCAGAACCACACCCGCCUGGACGACCCCUCCCGGAGCUCAGAGGUCACGGAGAGAGCCCAGAAGUGUGACCGGGAACUGCACGGCUGGUUUCGCUUCGUGGGCGAAGGCGGCACCAGGAUGCCGGAGACCUGUGUGCCCAUGCACAGGUGCCAGACGGACGCGCCCAUGUGGCUGCAGGGGGCCCACCCAGCCCCGGGGCAGGGCAUUGUCACCCGCACCGCCUGCGCCCACUGGUCCGGCAACUGCUGCUCCUGGAAGGCAGAGGUGCAAGUGGCGGCCUGCCCGGGGGGGUACCACGUGUACCGGCUGGAAGGCACCCCUUCCUGUAACCUGAGAUACUGCACCGACCCGGCCACAGCUGAGAAGGAGACCAGGUGCGAGCAGGCCUGCCGCCCGGAGGAGGAGUGCUCCUUCCUCAACGGCACCUGGGGCUGUGCCUGCCGACGGGACCUCAACAGCUCCGACAUCCACAGCUUGCAGCCGCAGCUGGACUGUGGGGCCAGGGACAUGAAGGUGCUGCUGGACCGGUGCCAGCUGGAAGGCCUGGGUUUUGGAGAGGAGGUCACUGCUUACCUGCGAGACCACAACUGCAGCAGCCUCACCCAUAGAGAGGAGGGGAACUGGAUCUCUGUGGUCAGCCCCGCACAGGCCAACGCCUGCGGGAACCUCCUGGAGAGAAACGAAACCCACGCCAUCUACAAAAACUCCCUGUCCCUGGUCGACGAGCUAAUCAUCAGAGACACCAAACUCAACAUCAACUUCCAGUGUGCCUACCCGCUGGACAUGAGGGUCAGUCUGCAGACUGCCCUGGAGCCCAUCAUGAGCUCCGUGAACAUCAGCCUGGCCGGCCAGGGGGAGUUCACCGUCGCCAUGGCCCUCUUCCGGGACCCCAACUACACACUGCCCUACGAGGGGCGGGUGGCCGUGCUGCCCGUGGAGGCCAUGCUGCACGUGGGCGCCCUGCUGGAGCGCGGGGAUGCCGCGCGGUUCCGGCUGCUGCUGCGGCACUGCUACGCCACCCCCACUGCCGACUGGGCUGACCCCCUCAAGCACUUCAUCAUCAGGAACAGCUGCCCAAACCAGCUCGAUGCCACCGUCUCUGUGGAGGAGAAUGGCGUGUCCGCCCAAGGCCGCUUCUCGGUCCAGAUGUUCAAGUUCGCAGGCAACUAUGACCAGGUCUUCCUGCACUGCGAGGUGCGCCUGUGCGACGCCCUGCAGGAGCAGUGCCAGCCGUUCUGCUCAAGAAGCCAGCUCCGUAGUGAAGCAGUGGCCAUCGACCCAGCCCUGAUCCUAGAUCUGGGACCCAUCACUCGGAAGAGUGCCCAGUCUCUUGGUGUCAUGAACGGGACCCCCGGCCCUGCAGGGCUCCUGGGGGCCGGGCCUGGGCUGCUCCUGCCUGUCCUCCUGGCCCGGCUCUUCUGA
Molecule: messenger RNA, 1590 nt
Organism: Pipistrellus nathusii (Nathusius's pipistrelle)
Lineage: Eukaryota; Metazoa; Chordata; Mammalia; Chiroptera; Vespertilionidae
Source: the annotation of a GenBank genome assembly